CUGUUAAUUAUAUUUAUGUAACAGGUAAAAGACAAAGGAUAGUAUAUAGAACUUUUCUUCAACGUCAUGGUAUUAAAUGAAAUAACAAAGACAGUAUGUCAUGUCGAAAGAAAUUUGAAAUAUUUAAAGGAUAUGCCGAGAGUGGGUGUAAACAAUAUCAGAGAUUUCAAAGGUGCAUUUAAAAAGAAAAAACGCGUAGGGCGUGGUCCUGGAUCCGGUAAAGGGAAGACUGCUGGAAAAGGUCACAAAGGUCAAGGUCAAAGGGGAACGUUACCUCGCAUAGGAUUUGAAGGUGGACAGACACCCUUUUAUCGGUUAGUUCCGAAACAUGGAUUUACUAACAAACGUUUCAAAAAAGAAUACAAUCCCGUCCAUCUGAACACGAUACAGUACUUCAUUGAUAGCAAGCGUAUUGAUCCGGAUGAAAAAAUUACCAUGGAAACCUUAUGGAAGUCCGGAGCAGUAUCCGGACGCAUUAAAGAUGGAGUGAAAUUACUUGGAGCGGGUUGCACGUGGUUUGAUGGAACGAUUAAUAUCGAAGUGAGUCGUGCAUCACAAAACGCCAUUCAAGCAGUCGAGCGAAACGGAGGAAGAGUAAAAUGCGUUUAUCACGAUCGAAUCGCACUUAGAGCUUUACUUAAGCCGGAGAAAUAUGACAUUAUACCAAGGCCUGCGAGACCUGGAAAUAAACAUAUUUUAUUUUAUUCCGAUCCAAACAAUCGAGGUUUUCUCGCUGACCCAGUUGAAAUAGAGAAGAAGAGAAAUGAAAAUCUUAAACUUGGACGAGUUACAGAACAGCUGUCGAAUGUAAAGCUAAAUUAAAUAUAAUUGAAAUUUUGGCAUUGUGCAUAGAUAUUUUUGAGUACUUCUAAAGAGAAACACAGUCAGAAAAUAUACAAUAA
Molecule: messenger RNA, 902 nt
Organism: Hydractinia symbiolongicarpus
Lineage: Eukaryota; Metazoa; Cnidaria; Hydrozoa; Anthoathecata; Hydractiniidae
Product: 50S ribosomal protein L15-like
Exons: 4
Coding region: 67-822 (251 amino acids)
Biological process (GO): translation
Cellular component (GO): mitochondrial large ribosomal subunit
Molecular function (GO): structural constituent of ribosome
Source: RefSeq, a predicted model, not a curated record